Atta colombica is the source of this 1769-nucleotide messenger RNA. It is a transcript of the gene Skp2, whose product is annotated as S-phase kinase-associated protein 2. Bases 107 to 1723 code for a protein of 538 amino acids. The transcript is spliced from 6 exons. Gene Ontology annotation, molecular function: protein binding. Lineage: Eukaryota; Metazoa; Arthropoda; Insecta; Hymenoptera; Formicidae. The record is from RefSeq and is a predicted model, not a curated record.
CCAGUAUAUACCAGUAUAUACGGAGCGCAUCUCAGCGAGUGGAUUUUGAUAUCUUGCGGAGAUUUGGAAGGAUACUCAGGCUGGCUCGCGGCGGUUUUCGUUAAGGAUGAGUUCCGGCAUUGUGAUCGAGCACGCACGACCACACGAAAAAUCGGAGAAGUCCCGUCCAUCGAGAUCCCAGGAGUCCUCCUUGCCCGAAAGUAAACGAUUACGUUUGGACAAUGGCUGUAAUAACAAUUUAAACAAUACUCUCAACAAUCACUCUGAAAAUAGUACAAAAUGGCCGUAUUCUGGAGAUGCCAGUCUCAUUGAACCUGAAAUCCUAGAAGAUAUGGGCGUUAGCAUGUUGGAAGAUGGAGUAACCAAUUGUGAAAAUACAAAAAGACUACAAUCCGAAGAGUGUACGAUCUUAGCGGAGAAUUUAGCUAGUAAUAAUAGAUCAGUAAUAGAUGAUUCUGAUAUCUUCGGAUAUCAAGAAGAGGUUUAUACAAGUUCUAGUUUGGAAAUUGCGAUUUCAGACAGGAUUCAACAAGAUUCAUGUGAUACAGAUGAUUUAACUGGAUUUGGUAGUACAGAAAAUGAAUCUGGCUAUUCUUCAAAAAUGGAAGCUGAUUAUUUUGGAGAUUUAAAAGAGAGCUUUACCAAGGAAAAGAUUAACACUUCUGCCGAAAAAAAUGAGCAAUCUUGUUUGGAUCAAUUUUGCUUGUUUAGGAGAAAAAAAAGGCCUUCUGUUUAUGGCGAGGAUAAGUUUAACAAGUUAUCAGAUGAAAUAAUUUUGAUGAUAUUGAAAUGGUUACCUAAGAAAUGUUUGAUACGCUCCAUGCUGGUAUGCAAACGUUGGUGCCAAAUAGCUCAAGAUGAAGCAUUAUGGACUAGAUUAGAUAUGGGUAGUAAAGUUUUAAAUGAAGGCACAUUAGGACAUAUAUUGCCGCGAGGAGUUCAAAUUUUAAGACUGGCACAGGCGGAAAUUGCGGAUCCUGUCUUUUGUGAAGGCAGCCAAGUCCUUAGCGAUUCUUAUAUCACUAAAUUACAGUACUUGGAUUUAUCUAUGGCAGUAAUAUCACCAAUGGGUUUGGCUAUCUUAUUAUCCAAAUGUAAAUGUCUGAAAAAAUUAUCACUGGAAAAAUGUAUAAUAAAUAGAGAUUGCUGUAGAGCGAUUAGACAAAACACUGAAUUAGAAGUUUUGAAUUUAACAAUGUGCGAGAAUAUAAACAUCGGAUGUAUUAUGGAUUUAAUGGAACUUAAAUGCUUAACUGCCCUCAACAUAGCAUGGUGUUCUUUAGAUAACGAGUGUAUAACGUUACUUUGCAGAACAUUGCCAAGAUCCAUUACCCGCUUGAAUUUAGCGGGUUGUAGAAAGACAAUGACUGAUGAGAACGUAAAGGACUUGUUAAGAAGAUGUCCGGAUAUUAUAGAAUUAGACCUGAGUGAUUGCGCUAUGCUUACAAUGCAUACCGUCCAUAAUUUAUUAAACUUUUCGAAGCUCGAGCACUUAUCACUGAGCCGUUGUUACAGCAUCCCGCAAUCGGCAUAUAUAAGAUUAGCUACUAUGCCGUGUUUAUUAUAUUUAGAUGUUUUCGGCCUAAUGACGGAAUCAGUGCUUAAAUCAUUACAAGCUACUUGCCGUGAACCCGAAAUUAACAAGUACCUAUAUAGUUCAGUAGCGAGGCCAACAGUCGGUAUUCGAAGAACCAGUAUUUGGGGUCUUCGAGUUAGAGAUUAAAUUUAAUAUGUAGGCAAUUCAUCAAUUUACAAGAGAUUUCGAUAGA